AUGAGCAGUUCAUCAUCAGCAGCAGCAAGGAGAGGUUGGGUGGUGGCAGCAAGUGUUGGAGUUGUGGAGGCCUUGAAAGACCAAGGGAUCUGCAGGUGGAAUUAUACUAUGAGAUUAAUGCAGCAGCAUGCAAAGAGCCAACUUGGGUAUUUUUCUCAGGCUAACAAGCUCUCUUCCUCAUCCUCUGCUCUGGUUUCAAGCAAGCUUAGAGAUGAGAAGGUGAAGCAGUCUGAAGAGUCUCUCAGGAAAGUCAUGUACCUCAGCUGCUGGGGACCCAAUUGA
Molecule: messenger RNA, 282 nt
Organism: Prunus armeniaca (apricot)
Lineage: Eukaryota; Viridiplantae; Streptophyta; Magnoliopsida; Rosales; Rosaceae
Source: the annotation of a GenBank genome assembly